Mytilus californianus (California mussel) is the source of this 5077-nucleotide messenger RNA. Its product is annotated as transmembrane protein 121B-like. Lineage: Eukaryota; Metazoa; Mollusca; Bivalvia; Mytilida; Mytilidae. The record is from RefSeq and is a predicted model, not a curated record. Bases 358 to 1284 code for a protein of 308 amino acids. The transcript is spliced from 2 exons.
GCAUAAAUAUUACAAUAUAUCCAAUUAAACUGGAAGUUCCAUAUUGAUUCAUCUGUUCAAGUUAUACAAAAAAUAAGGAAAUCCCUGAACAGGGAAAUUUUAAUUAAAGCCUUAAAACAUUUCCUGGCAUAAUUGACAAAGAAUCCAGAUAACUGUCUCUUGAAAUUCAUGAAACGGUGCAGUUAUAUAUGCACAUAUUCAACUCUUCAUUGAGAUUUUCAUAUUGAUCAGACAUGGACAGAUGGAAAAGGCUAAUGAUGAGAAGUUCGAGAUAUUGAAGCCAUUAGUAUAAGGCAAUCAAGUAUACUGAGAGAAAAUAUUCCUGUAAAGCUUUGACCUUCAGUAACCAGUAUAGCCAUGGCUAAUGUUUGUAUCCAUAUGUGUGAAUCUAUGUACCAGAUCCCCAGCCGUGUGUUAUGUUUCCUUAUCAUCAUACUACAGGGAGGAGUUUUGGACUAUUACCUUAUCUCACAUAAGACUGUGUAUUGGUAUGGAUGGGUUGCUGCAGAUGUUGCCAUAUUAUUUGUGUUCAUAGUAGCGUUCAUUAUAUCUUAUCGUCAUUUGUUAAUAGUAAGACAGUCAUCUAAUUCCCAAGCUCCGGUACAAGCAGGAAAUCUUCCCCUAGGUUAUUUUGCCUGGUUUGUGUACUCUGUUGCUUUAGUAGCUAGGGUUGCUAUCAUUUUCAGUGACUUUGCACAAUUUUUAGUUGAAACAGACUUUUUUGGACCAAACACCUUGAAAAUCACUAUUUCAUUGGCAUGUGCUGUAUUUUUGCUGUUACUGAUGAUGCACCAUGAUGCACAACCAGGAACCAUGAGAAUGCAUCGGAUCCAAGAAUUCAGCGGCACCGUUGUUUUUGACAUUUUAGAUUCUGUAGAUAUGUUAGACGUCUUAUUUGAUCCAAAAGAUAGAUUUGAUUUACCAUCAGGAAUGUGUAUGGCCAUAAUCUCAAUUUCCUGUAUAAAUUUCAUACUACCAAUAUUUCCACUGAUGACCUUGAGCAACUCUCAUUUUGGAUACAAGAACACAUCUGAAUCUCUCUUGAUUUUGCACAAGCUACUUUUAAUUUUCGUUGUUAAUUUACCAUUUCUUAUCAUGAGGUUGUUGAUAUGGCAUGUUGUUCAGAAAGAUGUAUCUAUAUUUAUCGUAAAAAACUUACUAGUUAUUAUUGUCAAUUUUUAUCAGUUGUAUGAAAAUGAGGUCAGAAAAUACAAUCGCUCCCAGUCAGGUGAUGAAACAGACGCUGGAGAAGAAAUAAAGAUGGCAGAAAUAUUAGAGGAUUAGUAAAGAUUAAUUUACAUAAAUCAAUUCAUGUUUGAUGAAUUCAAGUUACUUGGUGUUUUUAAGUAACCAAGAUAUCUGUGUUUUGUUCAGUGGUGUACAAGUAACUAAGAUAUCUGUAUGUUUUUUUUUCAUCUAAAAUGUUCAGCAUUUAACCAAAUUUGUUUUUUAUCUAGUCCCUGUAUUCAUCAUUAGUGUUUUUGUGUUGGUCAAUGAUUUUCUUUUUUGGGGAAUGACAACAUUUUUUUAAUAAAACUUAAUUUUCCAAUUAUCAGGAUCUGGCCAAAAACUGUAACGUAUGAUUCAAUACUAUUAAACCAUUUUCAGUUCUGUUCUAUAAUUAUAUUUUAUUUUAAAGUUGUACCCAUAACCUCUCAUUCUUUUUUGGUGUUUGUUUCCAUGUCAUGUCCUUUCCUUAAUCUCCUUGGUUAUCUCUGUGCAGUAGCUUGCCCCCAGUGUGAGAAGUUGUACAAUGAAUGUUGAAUGCCCAGCCAUAAAAAACAACAAGUACUUUUGCAGUAUUUAAAAGUAAGAUCAAAGACUCUGUUGGCUCAACAACAGUCAACAUUAUUCCCCUAUUCCAGAUACCCAUAAAAUUCAUAAAACAAUCAUUUCUUGCCAACCCAGAGAUUAAAAAUACCAGUGUGUUAUCAAAUUGAUUGUCAAAGGAGAUACUUUAGUGACAUUUUAGAAAAUAUUUGAUCAUGCUUUAUUUGCAUGUAUUCACAUUUGACUGGUAUUUGCGGUAAAACCUUUAAAUUAAUAUUUGAGUAUUUUAUGUACUGAAACAAUCAACCAUUCCAUUACUCAAUUCCAUCACUGCCAUGACUGUAUUUGUUUUAUUUUUGUUGGUUGCUUUUUACUUUCUUCAUGUGUUUGAAGAAAAUAAAUCUCCUGUAUUACAGGCAAAAAUAUAUAUAUUUUUAUUGAUAUUUGAUUGAUUAUUUUUUAACAUGUUUAACCUGGUAAAAUCGAAGGAAUAUAUUGGAGGGAAAUAGUGUUCAUACAUCAUGUACAUGUCAACUACAUGUCACUAAUGUCAUUAUAGCAUUUGAUGAAACCAGAGCAAAAAAAUUACUUCUCUUGUUUUAAAUGUUUUUAUGCCCCACCUACGAUAGUAGAGGGACAUUAUGAUUUUCGGUCUGUUCGUCCGUCCGUCCGUUUGUCUGUCUGUCCUGCUUCAGGUUAAAGUUUUUGGUCAAGGAAGUUUUUGAUGAAGUUGAAGUCCAAUCAACUUGAAACUUAGUACACAUGUUCCCUAUGAUAUGAUCUUUCUAAUUUCAAUGCCAAGUUUCGACCCCAAUUUCACGGUCCACUGAACAUAGAAAAUGAUAGUGCGAGUGGGGCAUCUGUGUACUAUGGACACAUUCUUGUUUGAUAGAAAUCAAGAAAUAUGUUAUUGCUGUUUAAGUGCUUUAUUUUGGGUUUACCACAUGAAUAUGGUCUGCUUAUUGAAAUUGUUUUGUUUUAAAAAAUGAAAGCCAAAAUAACCUUAAAUGCAGAUCAUUGAAUUUCUGUAAAUAUUAGUCAUAUUUUAAUGAAAUGCAGGGCAUUGAUACAAACGGAUAUUUUUUCAAGAUAAAAUUUCAUUCUUUUAAAAGAUAAGAAGGCAGUGGUAAAUCAUGCAGUAGUCACUGACUUCAAGUAUAAGGUCCAAUUCUUUUUACAAUUCUGAAUUAUCAUCAUGGAGUGAUCUUAUGGCUGUCAAAAGAAUAUCAUAGAAUUUGUAUUGACAUGUUCAUUGUUAUGUUAUGUAAAGUAUAAUUGGCUUAUCAUUAGGCUUAAUGAUACAGAAAUAAACAGUGUCAAUAUUUUAAAUCAAACAGAUGUAGGGAAGCAAGUAUAUUGUUCUACUAAUGACACCCUUCAGUUUUAGCUCACCUUGAUGACAUUUUUUAACCUGAUAUCGUUAAAUUUCACAAAUAGUUGCGUGACCUUUGAACCUUGUUUUUCUGUGAAGUUCAUGUUUUGUGGACUUUUUGCCUUGGUGUUGUGUAUUUUUCUUCAACUUAUGGUUCUUGAUUGCUCCAUGAUAUAUACACUAUUAGAAAUUCAGCAAGUAUCUUCGUCAAGCAUUUUACAAGGAAACUGAAUCACAGAAUAGAUUGAACUCACUGUUGUGAAGUAAUAAAUAUUGAUUAGUCAGCAUUGUCAAAUAAUAUUUUCGAUUAUUACUAUAAUCAUUCUUUAUUGGGUGUCUUCCAAAAAAAUUAUACCUAUUUAUUUUGGGUUACCACCAACAGAAUUUUAUUUAUUUUUCAGUAACCCUACAAUACAAACUAGAAAACUGGUAUGUGAGUGAAGGACCCUCUGCUUGCACAAGAUAUAAAAUUUCUUUGCAAGUUUACAAAUUUUGAAUAGGUACCGGUAAACAAUUUUUGUCAAAUUCAAAAGAGAUUUUCCUUUUUUCUAUAUAAACACUGCAUAAAAAAAUAUUUUGAUUGGUUGAAGCAUUCCUGACUUACCAUAUUACAAACACACAUGGACUGAUGGACAGACAGACAGAGGGAUUACUGUAGGACAGAGUCCCAGUAACAUAAAUUAACUCAGACCCUUGGGAAUAUAUAUGUAAAUGUGUAAACAGCUUUCAUAUUUGAAAUCAAUUCACAGAAUUUAAUUAUUUUGCAAGUACUACACCUUGAGGAUGAUAUUUUGUCCUUUAUAAGAUUAUUCAUUAUUGUGUGUAUCUGAAAUCCAUAAAUGAUUUUUAUCAUGACUGCUUGACAAUAAAACAGCCUUAUUUAAAUUUUUAUAUGUAGAAGGUGUUACCUAUUUGACAAUCAAUAUUAAAAAUACAUUUUGUGAUGAAAAAAAUUUCAAUUCUUCAUUUUUUGGUUGUAAGACAUAUCUUUAUUUUUUAAUUGCAGGAAAAUCAACAAUAUUGUGGGGAUUUAUUAGUCCCCUACUGACGAAGUCGAAGGGGACUUUAGGUUUGCACUCUGUCCAUCUGUCAGUCCAGCAAUCAGUUUUCCACACUUUUUUUCUUCGUUCUUGAAGAUAUUGAUUUGAAAUUUGAUAUAUACUUUUAUCAUAACAAGUUACAGAUCAAGUUCGAAUUAUGUUCCAGUCUGAUGAUUUUGUGCAGAGUUAUGGUCCUUGGACUUAGAAAAUUCACUCAAAUUCCACACUUUUUUUCGUCAUGCUUGAAGAUAUUGACUUGAUAUUUGUUAUAUAGUUUACACAAUGCAAAGUUAUAGAUCAAGUUAGCAUUUUGUUCCAGUACAAUGAAUUCUUAACCGGUAGGGGACUAUGUAUUGCCAUGCAAUACUCUCAGAAUGCUUGUUUAAGAACACAUGGAUUAAACAUUCAAUUCAGCAAAUUGGAUAAGUCUUGAAAUAGAUUUAAAAGUUUUGGGUCACUCUGGUUCCACUGUAAAAAUUAAGCUUCUCUUUUUGAAAUCUUUUAUGGGUUCAAACUUACUUUGACCUGAGUUAUCUGCCAUCAUGCAUUUUAUAGUUUGGAUAACUUUGGUAUUCAGUCUUUGUAUAAUUUAUUGAAAGGUCCUGCGACUCAUUUCACAAAAGAAUACUUGUAAGUCAUGAACAUUGCAGUAUAACUUACAAUUAUUUUUUAUUGUAAGAUUUUUUUAAAAAGAGCCCCUGAUAAUUACUACUAUUUUAGAACAGACAGACAUUCUUAUUCCACAAACAAAUAAAACAUUGUAAAUGUCUUUAUAAUCAUAAGAAAGGUGAUUGCGUGUUCAUAAUCGUUAUGAUUUUUUUAAUUUGAGAUCGUUUACAAUUUGUCAUUAUUUAGACAUAUUUAUGGCAAGUGGUUUUACUAUUUAUUCGAACUU